AUGGAGGACGCGCACGCCAAGAACUCGGAAGAGGUCUUGAAGUUCUUCGGGACUGGCCAAGACGGUUUAUCAGAAGACCAGGUCGACAAGCUCCGUGAGAAAUAUGGCCCUAACGAAUUGCCUGCUGAGGAGGGCAAGACGAUCUGGGAGCUGAUUGUUGAGCAAUUCGAAGAUUUGCUGGUCCGAAUUCUCCUGCUCGCUGCCAUCAUUUCAUUCGUCCUCGCUCUUUUUGAAGAGCAUGAAGACCAAACUGCCGCCGUCACAGCCUUUGUUGAACCAUUCGUCAUCUUGCUUAUCCUUAUUGCCAACGCCACUGUCGGAGUCUGGCAAGAAAGGAAUGCCGAAUCUGCGAUCGAAGCCCUCAAGGAGUAUGAACCCGAAAUGGCCAAGGUCGUCCGAGCCGGCAAGCACGGCAUCCAGAUGAUUCGAGCAAGGGAAUUGGUGCCUGGCGACUUAGUUGAAGUAUCAGUUGGUGACAAGAUCCCAGCCGAUCUUCGACUCGUCAAGAUCUAUUCCACCACCAUCCGUAUCGAUCAAUCUAUCCUCACUGGUGAAUCCGUCUCCGUCAUCAAGCACACCGAUGCCGUCCCCGACCCUCGCGCCGUCAACCAGGACAAGAAGAACUGCCUGUUCUCUGGAACCAACGUCGCAUCCGGAAAGGCCCGCGGUAUCGUCUUCGGCACUGGCUUGAGCACCGAAAUCGGAAAGAUCCGUACCGAAAUGUGCGAGACCGAAUCUGACAAGACCCCGCUGCAGCAAAAGCUCGACGAGUUCGGAGAGCAGCUGUCCAAGGUUAUCUCCAUCAUUUGCAUUGCUGUCUGGGCCAUCAACAUCGGACACUUCAACGACCCUGCCCAUGGUGGAUCGUGGCUCAAGGGCGCCAUUUACUACUUCAAGAUUGCCGUUGCCCUGGCUGUCGCUGCUAUCCCUGAAGGUCUUCCGGCUGUCAUCACCACCUGCCUUGCCCUCGGAACUCGUCGUAUGGCCAAAGAAGAACGCCAUCGUCCGUUCUCUGCCCUCCGUCGAGACCCUUGGUUGCACAUCCGUCAUCUGCUC
Messenger RNA from Mesorhabditis spiculigera, 1056 nucleotides. The record is from the annotation of a GenBank genome assembly. NCBI's taxonomy places the organism in Eukaryota, Metazoa, Nematoda, Chromadorea, Rhabditida, Rhabditidae.